UAGCCCCAAUCAGCAACUGAAAACACAAGGACGACUCGGGAAUGUUAUAUAAGUUAAUGUUCCUAUUAUUACCUUAUUCUACUACCAAGUAUAAAAAGGCUUUCACUAACACCUGGAAAUCACUGAAUCGGCUUGCUCCCUUCAACUAACUACAAGAAUGAUGAAAGUAUUGGUCGCCCUUAUUCCGCUGUUGGCCAUCUGCUCCGGCCAAUUCACCAACUUAACCAAUUCCCAGGAAUUGGACCCUGCAGGUAAUUUCCGCCUAAGUUGGGAAGUCAUCCCCGACACUGGAGACAUCGUUUUGGAGAUCCAAGCUAAAACCGCUGGCUGGGUAUCAUUGGAGAUUGUCACUGAUGACGGUAAAUACGCCGAUGUCAUUUUCGGAGGCUACAACGACGAGUUGAAUACUGGUUACAUUGAGGACUGGAGCCUUGAGUGGACUCCUGGUGCCCACUUGCUCCCCAUUCCUGAUGCCAACAAUGACAUCGUCUUGCAGAGUGCUUCUUACAGCGACCCAAACACCAUCCUCCGCGUUAAGCGAGCACUUAACACCGGAGACUAUUAUGAUGUGCCCAUUCACUCCGGAGUUAUGCCCAUGGGUUGGUCUUACAGCGCUUCAGAUGCUUACGACUCGGUCCAUGCUGCUGCCGGUUUUGUCUACAUCACUUUUUACUAACUAACUGUAAAAAGAAAUUCAGAAA
Daphnia magna is the source of this 701-nucleotide messenger RNA. RefSeq lists its product as uncharacterized. Gene Ontology annotation, molecular function: copper ion binding; dopamine beta-monooxygenase activity. The transcript is spliced from 4 exons. Gene Ontology annotation, biological process: norepinephrine biosynthetic process; dopamine catabolic process; octopamine biosynthetic process. The record is from RefSeq and is a predicted model, not a curated record. The coding region runs from base 158 to 676 and encodes 172 amino acids. Gene Ontology annotation, cellular component: secretory granule membrane. NCBI's taxonomy places the organism in Eukaryota, Metazoa, Arthropoda, Branchiopoda, Diplostraca, Daphniidae.